Molecule: messenger RNA, 5273 nt
Organism: Cuscuta europaea
Lineage: Eukaryota; Viridiplantae; Streptophyta; Magnoliopsida; Solanales; Convolvulaceae
Source: the annotation of a GenBank genome assembly
UAAAUUCCAAUCCCACUUAUAUAAACCACACACACUGAGGAAUUAAUUAGUUCACCCGCCGAUCCAAACCAAGCUUGUCAUCAUGCCGCCCCCCCUUUUCUCCUUCGCCAUUAUCAUCCUGUCGCUAUUCCUCGCCCUCUCCUCUGCGUUGAAAUCGGGCACCUCCCCCUUCAAAAAUGCCUGCAAAGUCUCGACUGACCCACAGGCGUGCGAGUCCGCACUCGCUACCUCCGGUCUGAAGACCACCCCUUACCCGUCAGCGGACCAGAUCAUCCACGCGGCGAUGAAAGUCUCCUCCGAUCAGCUUGACACUGCCAAAUCCAAGGUGCAUGAUAUCCGGGCACACUCCACAGGAACGAACAUGACAGUCGCGGCGGACACGUGUCUCGAACUGUACGAAUACGUGGAGCAUCGGAUGAAUUCCUCCGGCGAGGCCCUCAAAAGCGGCGAGAUCAAGGACGCCCGGGCGUUGAUGAGCGCCGCAUUCGCGUACCAAUACGACUGCUGGUCGGCGCUCAAGUACGUCAACCAAAGCUGGCUGGUCAACGACACAAUGGCGUACACGUGGACACAUCUUCUGUUCACCGGCGACGUGCUGGGAAUGCUGGCGAACUACGACCAGGUCGGAGGCGAUACCAGGUCGUGGGCCCCGACGAAAACCGAGCGCACCGGGGCCUGGGAGAAGACCGACGGAUCCAGGCAGGCUAUCGUCGGCGGGGUUCCAUCCGGGUUGACCCCGGACGUGACGGUGUGCAAGCAAGGCAGCUGCAGCUUCGAGAAAGUUCAGGACGCCGUGAACGCCGCGCCGGAUCGCAGUCCGACCCAGAAGUUUGUGAUACUGAUAAAGGCCGGGCUCUACGAGGAGAUAGUUCGGGUCCCGUUUAAUAAAACGAAUGUGGUGUUUUUAGGGGAAGGCAUGGGCAAAACUAUCAUCGCCGAAGACUUGAAUGUGGGACUUGCCGGAAUUACAACUUACCACUCUGCCACUGUUGGUGUGAAUGGAGAUGGAUUCAUGGCGAAGGGCCUGACGAUCAAGAACACGGCCGGCAUCGGGGCUCAUCAAGCAGUUGCCCUCCGGCUGGACAGCGAUCAUUCGAUCAUAGAAAGCUGCGAGUUCAUCGGCAAUCAAGACACCCUCUACGCCCACUCCCUUCGCCAGUACUACAAGGACUGCCACAUCCAAGGCAACGUUGACUUCAUCUUCGGAAACUCCGCCGCGGUCUUCCAAAACUGCACAAUCUCCGUCGCACCCAGGCAACAGAACCCGAAGAAGGCGGACAAGAACACCGUGACGGCCCACGCGAAGCUCAUCGCGGCCCAGACUACGGGCUUCGUCUUCCUCAACAGCAAAAUCAACGGGACGGAGGAUUUCAUGCGGUUUUAUGCGCAAAAACCUGCGCAGUUCAAGGGCAGCUGCUUUCUAGGAAGGCCGUGGAAAGAGUAUUCGAGGACGGUGUUUAUAGACUGUACGCUGGGGGAUCUUAUUUCUGUGGAGGGAUGGGAGAUCUGGGACGCCAACUCCACGCUGAGUAACCUUUACUACGGGGAGACGGGCAGCAAAAAUGCGGCCGGAGAAGCUGUUGACCUGACAAAGCGUGUGCAUUGGAGUAGCCACAUCGAGAAUGAACAUGUGCCUUCCUACUAUCCCCAGAAUUUCAUCCAAGCUCGUAAAUGGUUUUCCUAACUCCCCAGAACAUCACCUUCUUGUUUAUCAUCGAUUAUACACUCCAUAAUUAUAAUUUCUCUAUCAUUUAAUUACUCUUCGUUACAUACAUGCAGUAAUGUACUCCCUUUUAUAUACUACGUAUUAUACGUACAGUUCCCUCUCAUUUGAUUACUUGUAACAUUUGCAUGUCACGUUUUUCAAGCAACUUUAUUUGUCCAUUAUUACUGGCUAAUUGGGCAUUAAAAAGAAUCAUAAAAAACUAGCUAGACCUUUAUAAUUUAAAAUGAGACAAACUUCAUACGGAGAAGUAGUAUUUUUCAAAAUUAAUCGACAUAUGCAUUACUAAUUAAAUUAAAAUGUAAUUGGAUAGGGGAAAUUUCACAAGAAAUUUUACUUUUUACUGGUCUUCUCAUAAUAAUCCCACAUUUACGUAAUCCCAGAAUAAUCUCACCUUUGCACACCAUCUACUUUCGGUGGACCUUAAUCGGUGGAUGACCUACUAUACCCGGGUUUCUUUUACACUUUCUUUGGAAGUCUUACAAUAUUACACCUUUCACAAAUAUGCUCAAAACGGUCUCAUGUUUCAUUUUUUCUUUUUUUUGCCUAAAAAAUUUUCCCCUUUUAUUUUCAUCUCUAGACACUUUUUAUUCCUUUUUCUAUCCUUUUGUUCUUAUUUCUUUUCCAUUUUUAUUAUUCUAUUUGUCAUUCUAUUAGGAGAGUUUUUUGUUGUAAAAUUCCCCUAAAAAUUAAAUAGUUCAUUUUGUCGUUUUCUUUUUCUUAUCGUAUUUUUAUUUCAUUUCCAUUUUUAUGUUUUUCUUCUCAAUCGGUUUUUCUUAUUUGUCACUCUACUUUUUGUUAUAUUUUCUUUUUAUUUUCGCUAUCCUCCUUUUUUCUUCUCGUUACUUUAUUUAUGUUUUUUCUUCUUUCUUCUUCUCUUUCUUCUUGUUAUCUUAAUUUCACCAUCAAUAUGUUUUUCUCCUUUCUUGACUAUUGUAUUUUUCUAAGUAAAUUCACCAUUAAUUGCAUCAAUUGUGGGAAAAACUCUAUGUGAUAAAAAGAUUAUGGAAAAAUAAAACAUUUGGAAAAUGUAAAGAAAAAUAAACAUUAGGGAAAAUGUAUUUUUUGUCUUUCAUUUUCGCUAAUAUUUUAUUUUUCUUUUAAUUUUCUACUAAUAUUAUUAGGAAGUGUUUACAUAAAAUUUUAGAAAGUGUUUUUCACCUUUUGACUUUAAAAGGCUGAAAUAGAUGUUUUCAAAUGACAGCUUAUGCUUAAAUUAAGUACUUAAAAGCUAAAAAAAUGGAAGAAGGUUGAGGGUGCUAUGAACUGCUUUUCACUUUUUAUAUUACAUGAAGUGCAAAGAUCAAAUUCUCCCUUUUUUAUUUAUUUAACAUUUUAUACAAAAUUGGCCAAACUGGGAGGAAUAGUGUGUCGUGCACUCGUUCGUCCCUUUCUUCGGUUCCUAUCUCAUCAGGCCACUGUGAUUUGCUGUUAGCCAUUGUUAACAGUUAACGGUGAUGAUAUCUGCUCCCAAUUCCCACCCACGCCACGCCUUUCUUCUUCUUAAGCUCAAUUCCACCAUCUGCCGAUACGCGUGAAUGUACCUUGACCAAGUCAAGCAUACUACCCACAGGGCUGUCCCAAUCCCAAUUCCCCCCACUCAUCAUAAAUGCCUGACCACUAUGUCCACCAGAAAGCUUAUUAAACCCUCCUGUCCGUUGAAGCUCUUGUACAUAUCCAUGGCGUCCCUUUUCUCCUUCGCCCUCAUCCUCUUCCUCGUCCUAUUCUUCACCCUCUCCUCCGCCUCCCGCCACCACGGGGCGCCGAAAUCUGACGGCGGCGGCGGCGGCGGUUUACCCCUCUCCGCCCGUAAUGCCUGCAAGGUCUCCGCUGACCCGUCAAUGUGCGAGUCCCAACUCGCCAGCUCCGAUCUGAUUCCGCCUAACCCGACUGCGGUCCAGAUUAUCGAGGCGGCGAUGGGGGUCUCUUCUCAGAAACUCCAGCAGGCGAAAUCCAUGGUGAACGAUAUCCUUAACCGCUCCCAACAAAACCACAACCGCACAGUUGCGGCCGAAACGUGUCUUGAGCUGUACGGAUACGUGGAGCCGCGGAUGAAAUCCGUCGGAGAAGCUCUCCAGAGCGGCAAGAUCAAGGACGCCCGGGCGUGGAUGAGCGCCGUACUGGUAUACCACUACGACUGCUGGUCGGCACUCAAGUACGUGAACGAAACCUCACAGGUGAACAGAACAAUGGCGUUCACGUGGGCGCUACUAGGGUUCACCGGCGACGCGCUGGGGAUGCUGGUGAAUUACGACCAGGUCGGGGGCGAUACCGGGUCGUGGGGCCCGCCGAAAACCGAGCGCGACGGGUUCUGGGAGAAGGGCGACGGAUCCGGGUCUGUUAUCAACGGCGGGGUUCCAUCCGGGUUGACCCCGGACGUGACGGUGUGCAAGCAAGGCAGCUGCAGCUUCGAGAAAGUUCAGGACGCCGUGAACGCCGCGCCGGAUCGCAGUCCGACCCAGAAGUUUGUGAUACUGAUAAAGGCCGGGCUCUACGAGGAGAUAGUUCGGGUCCCGUUUAAUAAAACGAAUGUGGUGUUUUUAGGGGAAGGCAUGGGCAAAACUAUCAUCGCCGGAGACUUGAAUGUGGGACUUGGCGGAAUUACAACCUACCACUCUGCCACUGUUGCUGUGAAUGGAGAUGGAUUCAUGGCAAGGGACUUGACGAUCAAGAACACGGCAGGCAUAGGAGCUCAGCAAGCAGUGGCCUUACGACUGGAUAGCGAUCGAUCAGUCAUAGAAAACUGCGAGUUCAUCGGCAAUCAAGACACUCUCUACGCGCACUCCCUUCGUCAGUACUACAAGUCCUGCCAUAUCCAAGGCAAUGUUGACUUCAUCUUCGGUAAUUCAGCUGCAGUCUUCCAUGAGUGCCAAAUCUCCGUCGCACUCAGGCAACUGAAACCGGAAAAGCCGGCAAACAACGCCGUGACGGCUCACGGGAGGAUCCUCGCGGCUCAGUCUACUGGCUUCGUCUUUUGGGGCAGCAAAAUCAAUGGCACUGAGGAGUAUAUGAGGUUGUAUGUCCAGAACCCUAACAAGUUCAAUACCACCUACCUAGGAAGGCCGUGGAAGGAGUACUCAAGGACGGUGUUUAUAGACUGCACGUUAGGUGAUCUUAUUUCUCGUGCAGGCUGGUUUCCAUGGAAUGGUGAUUUUGCGCUGAAUACGCUUUAUUAUGGGGAGUUUGGCAGCAAAAAUGGUGAUGGAAUGGCUGUUGAUACGUCUGGACGUGUGAAAUGGAGUAGCCAGAUCCCGGCUGCGCAUGUGUCCUCCUACUCCCUCCAGAAUUUCAUUCAAGCUGAUGAAUGGAUCCCUACCUCCAGGGUCUUGGCCGCGUUCAAGACAAACUGAGACAUUUCCCCCCCCAAAGUUUAGAGAGCCUAAAUUAUGUACAUCAUUCAUCCGACUAAACUUUGACAAAAUACAACCUCAGAAUUUUUAUUUGUUCUGUCUUUGUUUGUGGAUAGUUUAUUAGUACUUGUUCAAUUUUUCUAAUGUAGCAAAUACUAUACUAUGCAUCAAAAUAUAUAAAUAUUAUUUUUACAUCUUCC